GGGGCGGGGGGGGAGGCGUCCCUGGGCAUGCGCCAUUAGACCAGCUCCCACUAAACCAAGUCCUGCCCACGCCCGAACGAAGGCCUUUCUUCCUCGGCCACUCGCAGAGGGAGGUAGUGGGGAAGGCUUCUCAGAAGGAGGCUGCUUUUUAGCAGGCGCCAGCCAUGCAUCUUUAGGUGGGGCUCAGCGCCUUUCAGAAGCAACCUCCUUCAAGUUAUUCUCCCCUCCUCUACCCACUCGUGCGCGCCGCCAGCUUCCUCUGGCGCGCAGGUGUGCGCCGUGGAGGGCCGGAACUAUAAGCUCACGCUGGUGCCCGCGGAGGCGGCGCUGCAGCGUGAGGACCUCACCAAGCCAAAGGGCGAGAAAUACGACGACUUCACGUUCGACCUGAGCGCGCUGGAGCACGACCUGGAGCAGACCAGGAAGAAGCAGGGGGUGGGCAAGACGGUCGAGGCGGUGAAGAUGGAGGACAUCCCAUCGCUUGCAGACCUCAUCAACAAGGGCAAGAACAAGAAGAUGAAGCAGCGGCAGGACAAGCUGUGCCGGCGGCUCGAGUUCUUCCUGUUCGUCAUUCAGACGAUCGUGUUCUACUUGACAAUCAGCCCUGACUCCCGGCAGACCAUUUUGAACCGGUACGUGAUCGAAGGUAGCACCACGGUUCUCGAACGGUUCGUACCCGCGGAGCGCAGCACUGUCGGGGCGGCGGCCUUCAUGAACGUGACGCAGCACAUAGAGUACAGCGCUUGGCUGAAAGGACCGCUGCGGCGCGGUCUGUACGAAAAUACGCUGAGAGACCUGAACGUCCACCCGCUCGCGGCGAGCGCCUGGGCAUUCAAGCCAGAGGAGUCCGACCUGUCCGACCUGAGCUUCUGCCCAGAGGCGCCCGCGGCCUCAACCUGCAACCUGAGCGAAGCCGCCCCGGAGCCGCCGACGAACGACAGCAGCCAGCAGUGCUAUGACGGAGGGUUGCGACGUUGCAAGAACAGGAGGGUGGUGCAGGUGUUCAGCGACGCCGCCAGGGACUGCCACAGCGUGCCAGCGUGCCGGCCACAGAGCAAGAAGAGCGACCUGAGGAGCAUCGGGUACAGCGCGGUCCUGCCACGGUGGUCCAUGAUCGACGGGAAGGUUAACUCUUACAGCGACGGGAUCGCCACGCGGUUCAACUUGUCAGAUCCCAGCGAUUUCGAUAACGCCAUACCUUCCAUGGAGGACUGGCGGUAUGGAGACGUCGUCCUCGUCGCCCAGAUGAUUCUGGUUUUCGUCUAUUCCCCCACCACGAAUUCUGUCUAUGCCUUCCAGCUGCUGGCGGAGGAGACCCUGUCAGGAAGCAUCGUCACUAGCCGCGUCAGCUCCGUGGUAUCGUUCGUUCCAGACGAUGCGUGGAUGUACUUCUUUCACAUCAUGGUGUUUCUCACCAGCUGCACGACGCUGCUGCUCGAGCUGCGCAGAGUGUUCGCUUGGCCGAGAUUUACUUUCGUGGUGACCUCGCUGGAUGAUGACGAUCCGGAGCUGAGGGGCCUGACCCCAGAAAAGAGAGAUGAGAAGAAGGCAGAGCACAUGAAGAAGGAGAUCGACGAGCAACGAGAGCACGGCUCGGUAUGCACGCUGAUUGUGUUCUUGCUGUUGCCCCUUGUGCAGCUUGCGGUCUUCAUCAUGUUCUGCCUGAGGAACUCUGUGGACGCAGACGACAUGGUGACCGUCAGCGACAAGCAGAUAAGCGCAGAUGUGGAGGACGAGCUCUUCCGCCGCUACCGGCUUCAAUAUUUCGAGGAGGGCCUUCAGCUGCUUUUGCUCUUUGCCGUCAAUGCGCUAUACUGGCGGUACCUGCUGAUGUUUUUCCCGGAGCUUCAGUCAACCAGCAACAUGGCCGCCCAGUUGGCGCGGCCUCUGGGGUACGCCUUGCUGGCCCUGCUCCUCGUGUUCUUGGCAUUGUCAUCGUUCACGUUCGCAGUCUACAGCACCAAGUUCUUCGGGUGGCAUGCUCCGAUCCCGACCCUGCUCAGAGCGGUCGCGAUCGCGCAGGGUGAUUCGCCAGGCUAUGAUCUGUACAAGCUGAGCCCAGCAGCGUUCACCAUACUCAUUCUCGGGGUGUUUGUGGUUGUCACGAUGAUUAUGAACAACAUUGCACUUGCAAUCAUGGUCGCUGGCUCGAAAGCGACAGGGACCUCAAACAGACAGGGAUGGAAAUUUGCAUCAGCAGCGGGCAGAGGAGAGAGGUCUCGUAUUCGAAGGAGAGGGACCUCCGCAAGAACUACCAGUACCACAAGCAGUGGCAGCAGCACUCCUGGCAGAGCAAGAAGCAAGCUGGAGCCGACGGACAGGGCAGCAGUUUCAACCCCGCGACGGCUGGCCUGCAGUUCUGGGUUGAGCUUGACGACAAGAAAAGGGAGAGGUCCAGAUUCAAGAAGAAGGACGUGUCUACCUGACGACUGUUCUGGCAUGUCCUCCCGACAUGAAUGCCCCGUCUCUUCUUCCUCACUCCUUCCUCCUUGAGCUGAAAGCCAGCUGCGCGUUUCACCCGCUGCUCGGCGCGGGACACACCGUACCGCUGUGGCAUGCCGCUUCCCCCUUGACCGGGGCCAGCCUUCCGGCUGAACGUAUUGCAAGCGAGUCGAGCCUUUCCUUCCUCCCUCCCUCCUCCCUCCUCCUUCGCCUCCUCCUCGCCUCCU
Molecule: messenger RNA, 2669 nt
Organism: Prorocentrum cordatum
Lineage: Eukaryota; Dinophyceae; Prorocentrales; Prorocentraceae
Source: the annotation of a GenBank genome assembly